AUGGGUCUACGCAAGGGAGGAGGCAAGAAGAAAGGAAGUCGAAAGCGUAAGGCUAAUGUAUGGGAUGAUGCAGAGGUUCAGACAAAACGAGGUGUGAUUUUGAGUAAAAAUGACGCCUUACCACGCAAAUCAAGAUAUAAAGGGUCGAUGAUGAGCCAAUGGAAGGCUCAACGGAUUGCAGAACGCAUGAAAGAGCGUCGGUUCUUUGUUUCUGUAGAGGAAAAGAAACGCUGGCAACGUGAGCAUUAUAAAGAGACGUGGGAGCAUACUGCCAAUGCAAUUUACAAGAAAAAAGAAGCAGGAGAAGAGGAGAUACAGGAGAUAGAAGAAGACAAGGAAGAGAGCGAGGAGAGUGAGAGUGAAGAUAGUGAAGAGGAUGUGAUGGAUGGAAAGAGUAGCAAUGCGCUGUUUGAUGAGUUUGUAAAGACGUUUACGAGAGAAGAACCAGCUGAAGAAGAGGACGAGGAGGAGGAAGAAGAAGAAGAAGUGGUGGUGAUGGAUGAGGAAUUGGAAGAAGAGAACGAGACAAAGAGUGAAGAUGAAGAAGAGAAGGACAGCAACGAGACACAAGAACAGGUUGCUGCAAUGGAAAAAGACGAUGAAGAGCAGGUGGAGGAACAGGACGAAGAUGAACAGGAAGAUCCGUACCGCCGACGAUAUCUCUUGAGUUCAUUUUCGGAGCAAGAUGCAAAGAAGUUUGAUGCACAGAUGAGAAAAUUUACGAAGGUGGAGUUACUUACAUUGGAUGAUGCAAACAAGUAUGAUAUCACGUACCGUAAAGGAGUUAGUGAGGACAUUGAAGGCGUUGCUGGUGUUGUAACGACUCCGGAGAAUGCUGUGAAAAAGAAGCCGUAUGUCCGCUCGAGGCUAAUGACGACGUGGACGCGACGUGGCUUGGAUGCAGAGACGGUGUUUCCUAAGGGAUCUGUAGAGCGCACGCUCUGGCAGCAGUUGUUGGCAUAUACGGACGUGUUUUUUGCUUGUCAGACAUAUGAGAAUACGCCAACGCUGCGUCGAUUGAGUGCGAUGCAUGUGCUGAACCAUGUUCUAAAGGCUCGCGAUACCGUAACGCGGAACAAUGAACGUCUUAAAAAGCGUGAUUCAGAAAAGGUUGACGAUGCAGAGGAAAAAGAGUAUCGUGACCAAGGGUUUUGCCGUGCAAGUGUGCUAGUUUUACUACCUCUUCGUAGUGCUGCUGUUGCUUUUGUGAACCAACUGCUGGAGCUUUUACCAUCAAAUAUGGAUACCUUUCACAACAAAGAUCGAUUUUUCAUUGAGUUUGGAAGCGGCAUGGAUGACAACAAUCACGAUGUAACCAAGGACAAUGACAAGAAGGAGUGGCAGCGUGUGUUUAGCGCAGGUAACAAUGACGAUUGUUUUCAAUUAGGCAUAUCGUUCUCACGCAAGGCAAUGCGCUUUUACAGUGAAUAUCACCACGCAGACAUCAUCCUUGCUUCUCCACUUGGACUUCGUCAACAACUUGGUGAUGAAGUUGCAAUGCUUGAUGAGAUCACGUCUAGUGGUGACAUGCCUCAGCUAUCAAGUGAUUUUCUAUCAUCCAUUGAAGUGUGUAUCGUUGAUUCAAUCAGUCUCAUGGCAAUGCAGAAUCUUGAACAUUUACGCACAGUAUUGCGAGCGAUGAAUGUACCACCAAAGGAAGCACCGUAUGCUGAUUUUGCUCGUGUUCGUGACUGGAAUUUGGCAUUUCUGGCAUCUUAUUUUCGACAAACGGUCGUAUUUGGUCAUGGUGUGGAACCGAUUUUUAAUGCCCUUUUGAAGCAAACGUGUUGCAACGUUUCAGGUCUUGUCAAGUAUGUAUCUCACUAUGAUCUUGUCGAUGGGAGUGCCUCCAUGUCACGCGUGGUACGAGAGAUCCGACACUUGUUUCAACGUAUUGAUUUCAAUGAUCCUGAACGACGAUCCCCGACACCUUUAAAUGAAGUUGAAGGUCGGUUUGAGUAUUUUCGAACGCAGAUUCUAGACCCGCUGCUUGCUCAUCCACGAAAACACGUGCUCAUUGUGAUUCCGUCAUAUUUUGAUUACGUACGUGUUCGAAACGUGUUUCACGAGUCCAUGACGGAGAAAUUGAUCCAAAGUGUCCAAUGCUGUGAAUAUACAACGAGUUCACAGAUUUCGCGCGCUCGAACGAGUUUUUAUCAUGGCUAUUGUCAUGUCAUGUUGUAUACGGAACGAUUUCACUUUUAUCAUCAAUAUGCGAUUCGAGGCAUUGAGCACUUGAUUUGGUACGGAGUGCCUCAAUGGCCGGACUUUUAUCCGGAACUGGUGAAUCUGAUACGACCUGGUAGUCAUGAAAGUGGACCACAUGAUCACAUGCAUUCAUUGGAUCAAAUCAUCUCUGCGGAACCCACGUCGAUUGUGUUAUUUACACGAUUCGAUUAUUUACGAUUGCAACGGAUUGUCGGAAAUAAACGAGCCCAACGAAUGUGUCAAGCGAAAAAUACGAAAUCGACUUUUUUGUUUUAUUAA
Molecule: messenger RNA, 2487 nt
Organism: Peronospora belbahrii
Lineage: Eukaryota; Oomycota; Peronosporomycetes; Peronosporales; Peronosporaceae
Source: the annotation of a GenBank genome assembly